Molecule: messenger RNA, 3422 nt
Organism: Pristis pectinata (smalltooth sawfish)
Lineage: Eukaryota; Metazoa; Chordata; Chondrichthyes; Rhinopristiformes; Pristidae
Gene: slc39a1
Product: solute carrier family 39 member 1
Exons: 3
Coding region: 67-1026 (319 amino acids)
Biological process (GO): zinc ion transmembrane transport
Cellular component (GO): plasma membrane
Molecular function (GO): zinc ion transmembrane transporter activity
Source: RefSeq, a predicted model, not a curated record
CGCUCCGCCCUCCCGGGUCGGCGUCGACGGGGUGGAUGGUGUUGUCGGCGGCUGUGGCCUGAGGCGAUGGCAGAAGCGGGGCCGGGGAAGGUGCCGUUGGAACCGGGCGUAGACCUGAGGAUGAGUCCCGGGACGGAGGUGAAGGUGGUCUCGCUCGCCCUGCUGCUGGGCCUGACCGUGCUGAGCGGGCUGCUGCCGGUGUGCGCCCUGAGGGGAGCGGCGGCCGUGGCGGGAGGCUCGGCCGGAGCAGGCCAGCGCCGCGUUCUCAGUCUGCUCAGCUGCCUGGCUGGGGGGGUGUUCUUAGCCACCUGCCUCCUGGACUUGCUCCCAGACUACCUGGAAGAUAUGGCUGCGGUGUUGGACAAGAUGAAGAUCGUCCUGGAGUUCCCGCUGCCCGAGUUCAUCGUCGCCAUGGGCUUCUUCCUGGUGCUCAUCAUGGAGCAGAUCACCCUGGCCUGUCGGGACCAGGCCGGGAACACGGAGGAGACCAGGGCGUUGCUGGGCCGUCCGUCGCCACACCACGAGGGCCUGUCCCCCCGCGAGGAGGCCGCCCCCCACCUCCACGUGGACUUCAACUCCCACUCGGCCAUCCGCUGCCUGGUGCUGGUGCUGGCACUGUCCCUGCACUCAGUGUUUGAGGGGCUGGCGCUGGGCGUGCAGCAGACCAGCGCCAAGGUGGUGGAGAUCUGCGUCGCCCUCUCCGUCCACAAGUGCAUCGUGGCCUUCAGCUUGACCCUGAAGCUGGUGCAGAGCCGGCUGAGGUGGACGGCGGUGGUGGCCUGUGUUGUCACCUUCGCCGUCAUGUCACCCCUGGGCAUCGGACUGGGCAUCAUGCUGACUGAGGACUCCAGCCACCAGCUCGUCCGUGCCGUGCUGGAGGGCAUGGCCACUGGCACCUUCAUCUAUAUCACCUUCAUGGAGAUCCUGCCCCAUGAGCUCAACUCAUCCCACCAGCGCAUCCUCAAGGUCAUCAUGCUCAUCCUGGGCUUCUCCCUCGUCACCGGCGUCCUCUUCAUCAAGGUAUGAGGAGAACCGGGGUGGGGAGCGGUCAUCCUACCCGUGUUUCUGUCUGCCUUCACCUCCCUCCACUGUCAGUCCCCUCCCCCUUGGCUUCCUGAGAUCCAGCGACCAGUGGCCGUUCAGUAUCCCAAGCCUGAUGGCUUUCCCCCGUUUCCUCUCCCUCCACACAGCGGCCGGUCCCCCUGUUCUUCCCGCUCGAGCCAGGGAGAGUUUUACCUUUCUUUGCCCUCUCUCUCUGCCCCUUCCCAUCUCCCACUCGCCUCGCCCAGCUUAAGUUGCUCUGAGAGUCCUCGAAGCAAGGUUCUGGCUCUUUCACACUCUCUCCUGCAACUCCCAGCUUUCUGUGCCACAGUCCAGGGGCCAAGGUUGGUGGGGGUGGGAGGUGUGAGGGAGCGCCGGUCUCCUGGUGCCUGAAGCCAUGUUGAUGCUCUGCUGGCUGUGGAAGGGGUUCAGUGCCACCUCUCCCCUCUUCUACUGAUGGCUACAGCAGAACUGUGGCCCAUUUCACCCCCCCCUCCCCCCCCCCACUCAUCCCCAGUCCUUGAUAAGCCACAGAACGAAGCCGUGCCCUGGUAGGGAGAGCUGUCACCCGGCGGACACACUGAGGCUGGUUCCUGUGCAGGGUCACGGCCGGAGGAAGCUGCUGUGUCGCGUGCCCACUGAGUCGGGGUGGGUGGGGUGGUGGUGGGGGGCCAGGCGACGUGUCCGUCAGCGGGACCUGCGGCUCUCGGGCACGAGCGGUUAACCUUUCCGAAGGCUCUCUGCAGCAAAAUGCCUCCCAAAAGCUGGGGCUUUCAUGGGGCCGGGGGUCUCCCAGCUAUGCUUCCGGCUGUGAGGCAGUGUCCCCACAGCUGGAUUCGUGACUGGAGUCCGGCGGCUUUCACAACGGGGCAUGUUCCUGGUGGAAUCGCUGCACUCUGUCUUUCUCUCCAUUCUCUUUCCUUCUCUCACUCUCUCUCUCUCUCUCUCUCACUCUGUCUUUCUCUCCAUUCUCUUUCCUUCUCUCACUCUCUCUCUCUCUCUCUCUCUCUCACUCUCUCUCUCUCUCUCUCUCUCUCACUCACUCUCUCUCUCUUUCUCUCACUCUCACUCUCUCUCUUUCUCUCACUCUCACUCUCUCUCUCUCUCUCUCUCUCUCUCACACGUUAUUGGUUAUAUUUACGGACACUAUCACGCACAAACAUCUGUAAGCGCACUGCACACAGUGAGUGACUCUGAACCGAUGUGUGUUGUUUACUCUGAACCAGCUGAGCACACAGCUGCUGGGACUUCACUGGGGACUGCCCCAGUGAUGGCAGGUUCUGAGCCCCAUCCAAACCCUGCGUGAAAUGGGCCGGGCCAACAGUAAAUGAUGCCGCGCGAGCGCCAGAGAGCGAAGUGGUCAGCAAGAGGCCACGGGGAGCCAGGAGCUGGGAACCCUGAGCUGCAGGACUCCAGACCAUGGGCUGGGGAACAGAGUUAUCAUUGCCCAGGAACUCCCGUCUGCUGGGAUCCUGACUCUCUGUCUCCCUGAGUACGUUGCUGUGUUUCCUGCUAUCUAUGGCAGGUGGACACAGCCAGUUCCAUUGUUAGUAAAGUGGCAGAGUGGAGAUUGGUGGGAUGGGAAUGGGAAGGAACUGUUGCCUCAGAACACUGUGCCAUGGAGUGUCUGUUGUGAAAGAGAUUGCUGUAUUUUCUAACUUCCUCCAUUUUAGUAAGGAUUGGUGCAAUUAUAGUGUGACAGAUCACCGGGGUUCCCACUUAGGCGCACCGUUGGAUAUCGAGAUGUGCUCUCAGCUGUCUGUGCAUGGUUAGGGCCUUGGACAUUUGCUGUUACAUAGCCAGGCUGUGGAGAUCUUGGUUUGGGGUGGUGGGGGGGGGUGGAAGUGGGUUUGGAAGAUGAUUCAGUGAGAAACUUGGCAAACUCAGGGUUCUGAUGACUUAGUGACACCCAGGGUUUGAGAGAGGUGAUAUUAGCCAGCAAUCCUCCUCAUGAUCAGUGCCCAGUGACCCCGGGGUUAGAGGGAGGGGGAAUCAGCUGGGGUUCCUGCUCAUCACUGCCCAGUGACCCCAGUAUUGGAGAGGGGAAAUGAGCCUUUAACUAGAGAAGGAAAGGGGUUGAUAUGAAUUCGUCGGCCAGUUUGCCUCAUUCUGUGGUCCAAGUAUAAUUUUGAACUUGAAUUACGUUUAUCUCGCACUGGUGAAUAACCAUCCUCUCUCUUAAUUUUUGAAUCUAUUUUUAUCAUAACAUAUCAAAGUAAUAUUUAAAACAAAGAUUUCAGCUUUGGAUUUGCCAGUUUCUUGGUACCAUUGUAAUACAGCCAUUUCUGCUGCUUUUAGUAACAAUUUCAUAAGUAAUUUUUGUAUAAAUGUGACACUAUUUUGUGUAGUUUUUGACACGAAGUAAAAAUAUUUUAAAAAUC